Periophthalmus magnuspinnatus is the source of this 6333-nucleotide messenger RNA. It is a transcript of the gene cacna2d1a, whose product is annotated as calcium channel, voltage-dependent, alpha 2/delta subunit 1a. Bases 140 to 3376 code for a protein of 1078 amino acids. Lineage: Eukaryota; Metazoa; Chordata; Actinopteri; Gobiiformes; Gobiidae. The record is from RefSeq and is a predicted model, not a curated record. Gene Ontology annotation, cellular component: L-type voltage-gated calcium channel complex. Gene Ontology annotation, molecular function: voltage-gated calcium channel activity. The transcript has 38 exons.
CAGAUGAGAUUUGUUUCCAAACGCGCACCGAUGGCGGUGUGAGGCGUUUGCCUGAGGAGACCGAGCAGCGCUGAGGAUUUGUGAUGCUCUGUGCUGAAUUCCACAUGUGGAUCGGACUGGAAGUAUAACAACUUAAACUAUGGAUUAUUCAGUUGGUGUACUUUUACUUCUCGCCACGUUCUCGUCAGUGUCGACAGGGCAAUUCCCAACAGCGCAGACGAUAAAGGAAUGGGUCGACCAGAUGCAAAAGGAUUUAAUCACUUUAACAGACACAGCCAGUGGCAUGAAGGACUUAUCGGAGAUAUAUGGCAAACAUGAAACACGCUUCAGUGUGGAGCACAAUAAUGCAACAGAGCUGGUAGCCAAGGCUGCAGGAGAAAUUGAGAGACUGCUCGCAAAGCGCUCCGAAGCCCUGAGGAAAUUGGUGAAACAAGCAGAAAGGCUUCAGAUGGAUCACAAAUGGAGUCUUGAAACAGAGGGUGACGAUAUUGUUUACUACAAUGCCAAAGACGAUCUCAAUCAGACAGACAUGAAGAACCGUUAUGUCCCUGAUGACUUCCAUAUUGACCCUGAUUUUAAGCGCCUGGUCUCCUACAACACCACAGCGGUGCAUAUCCCGACGGACAUAUAUGAAGGAUCAACCAUCAUUUUAAAUGAGCUGAACUGGACUCAAGGUUUAGAGGACGUUUUUAGAAAAAACAAAGAGGAGGACCCGUCCCUGCUCUGGCAGGUGUUUGGCUCAGCCACUGGAUUACUGCGAUAUUUUCCAGCAUCUCCUUGGAUUGACUUAGGCAAUGCAGCCACAAAAAUUGACCUUUAUGAUGUACGCCGGCGUCCGUGGUACAUUCAAGGAGCAGCCUCACCAAAAGACAUGCUCAUUCUGGUGGAUGCGAGUGGCAGCGUGUCUGGUCUCACUCUGAAGCUGAUCCGACAGUCUGUCAGCAGGAUGUUGGAGACACUCUCAGACGACGACUAUGUCAAUGUGGUCUAUUUCAAUGAGAAAGCCCAGGAUGCAGCGUGUUUCUCCAACCUGGUUCAAGCCAACGUGCGCAACAAGCGGAUCCUGAAAGACGCGGUACAGUCCAUCACAGCAAAGGGCAUCACCAACUACAAAGGUGGAUUUGAACUGGCCUUCCAACAGCUCUCUCAGAUGAACAUUUCAAGAGCCCACUGUAACAAGAUAAUCAUGCUUUUUACUGAUGGAGGCGAGGAGCGGGCUGAAGAGAUUUUUGAGAAGUAUAACCCCAAACAAGCGGUCCGCAUUUUUACAUUUUCAGUUGGCCAACAUAACUAUGACAAAGGACCUAUCCAGUGGAUGGCUUGUGCUAAUAAAGGGUACUACUAUGAAAUUCCCUCAAUAGGUGCAAUCAGACUCAACACCCAAGAAUACCUGGAUGUUUUGGGUAGACCCAUGGUUAAAGCUGACAGAAGGGCCAAGCAGGUUCAAUGGACCAAUGUCUACCUGGAUGCACUGGAGCUUGGCCUUGUCAUCACUGGGACCAUGCCUGUUUUCAACAAGACCAACACCGGCUCAAAGAAAUCACAAAACCAGCUCAUCCUUGGAGUCGUGGCUGUUGAUGUUUCCUUGGAGGACAUAAAACGCCUUACUCCUCGGUUUACUUUUGGACCAAACGGAUAUUACUUUGCUAUCGACCCAAACGGCUAUGUGCUGCUUCACCCGAAUCUCCAGCCUCUGACUGCCAAGUUUGAUGAACCUGUAACUUUGGAUUUCCUGGAUGCUGAGAUGGAGAAUGAAGUCAAAGUGGAGAUGAGAAGAAACAUGAUUGAUGGUCAGAAAGGGAAAUACACAAUGAUUACUUUUGUUAAAUCCCAAGACGAGCGCUACAUGGACAUUGGGAAGAGGACAUACACAUACGCUCCAGUGAAGUCGACAGAUUAUAGCCUAGCCUUGGUUCUCCCUGAGUACAGUAAGCACUACAUCCGAGCUAAAAUUGGAGACACCAUCACCCAGGCCAAAUGUAAGUCAGUUUCUGAAAGCCUUCUUGCCGACAAGUUUGAUGAAUAUGGCUACACAUUUAUUGCACCAAGAGAGUACUGCAAGGACUUGAAGACCCCAGACAAGGACAGCAAUAAUACAGAGUUCCUGAUGGAGUUCAACAGUUACAUUGAUACGAAGACGCCAAACAAUCCUAUGUGUAAUGUUGAACUUGUGAACCGACUGCUUUUGGAUGCCGGCAUCACCUCUGAUCUAAUAAAAGUUUGGAGAAAGACUGAGAUGCCGAAUGGUGUGACUGCCAGAUUUGUGGCCACUGAUGGAGGCAUCACACGAGUCUAUCCAAAAAAUGCUGGCCUUAACUGGAAAGAGGAUGCAGAGACGUACGAGUCAAGUUUCUACAAGAGAAGUCUGGACAAUGAUCUGUAUAUUUUUACUCCAACACCUUACAUUGACCGAGAGAACUCAAGUGAUGAUUCUAUUCUUGUGAGCAGAGCAGUGGACCUUACCCUUAAAAACAUCACGGUCAAACCUGCUGUGGUCGGAGUGAAGUUGGACAUCAGUACCUGGAUGUCCAGUUUCAUUAACACUACACAGAGACUGAAUUGCAAUGAUGAGAUUUGUGGCUGCCAAAGAAAUGAUGAGUACGUGGACUGCAUCAUUCUUGAUGAUGGCGGAUUCCUGGUGAUGUCCAACAGAGACAUAUAUAUUGAUCAGAUUGGAAAAUUCUUUGGUGUUAUUGAUCCCAUCCUGAUGGUGAGCCUUGUGAACUCAUCGUUGUUCACCUCUAAGAAGACCUUCGACUAUCAGUCUCUGUGUGACCCAGUGAAGGAGAGCAAAGCUGCUGCAGGUCUGCGCUCCGUCUAUGUGCCCACCAUUGCAGAUAUCUUGAGCGUUGGUUGGUGGGCAACUGCAGCAGCUUGGUCCAUGUUGCAGCAGUUAUUAGUCAGCAUCACCUUGCCUUCCUACCUAGAAGCUGCUGAAAUGGAUGAUAAGCUAUCAGAUGCCAUGCUCAAAGAAGUGUGUAUCACAGAGCAAACUCAGUACUUGUUUGAGUCAUCCAACCUGUCAUUCAGAGGCACUGUGGACUGUGAAAACUGCUCCAGAAUCUACCAUGCUGAAAAACUGCCCAAGACAAACCUGGUCUUCAUCAUCACUGAUGCAAAACACACCUGCAGAUCUUGCGAUACCAAGCCACUGAUACAGGAAGAGCAACAGUCCGAUGGACCGAAUCCUUGUGAAAUUGCCAAGACUCCUCGCUACAGGAAAGGCCCUGAAUUGUGCUUUGAUAAAAAUGAGAGUGAAGAGGACGCUGACUGUGGAGGGGCAUCCAGCCUGAGUCCCUCUCUGUGGCUCAUGGUGGCUGUGCAGCUGGCCCUGCUCUGGGCUCUGAGCUCCAGACCAGACACUGUCCUAUCAUGACCUUAUCGUGACCUCCUAACUACUGUUCAACCAAGUGGACUCCCAGCAGGCAACGCUGCCACACAAGUGAAGACACAACAAACAGUCACAUCCUUUUAGAUGGUUUCAGAGGGUCAGUGAGGGUAUAAACAUGGAUGUAUCCGCCGGAUGGUUUGAGAACUAGAACUGAACUGGAGCUUAGCUAUGCUCUACCCUUCAAGUCCCCCUGCCCUCUGAGAUUAGAGGAAUCCACAGAUUCAUUUUGGUUGGCCAUGUAAGUCCCUGAUACUAUCGAGGAAAAAGAUGGGACUGCCUUGUGUUUAGUGUCAAUAGGAUGUUUUAAUGAUGGUGGUAAGAUCAGCUGUUUACUCAAGAUACUAAGCGGUUUUACUGACCACUGCCAGAAACAAUGCUGCUUUUUGCGAGCUUUAUUUUCAGUCUGUUUGCAGUGGCUGGAUAUGAUUUAUUUAUUUAUUUCAACUUUUAUUUUGGUUAAAUGACUUGGAUACAGAGAAGGAUGCCAAAUCAUUUAUGUGAUUAUACUUCCAAGUACAUCUUACUGUCUCUAACACUGCCCCCCUAUCACUAACUAUUCUUGCAUAUUUAGCAUGAACAGAGGGCUCAAAACAAAAAGCUUUUGUUCAUCUUUGUUUGGCCAAUCAACCCUCCAACUGCCACAGGCCAUUUUUAUCUGGUUACACACAUGAAAUACCCCUUAUUUUGAACUGAAGUUAGAGUUUUGUUGCCAUAGGUGAUGCUGCUCAGUUUGAACCUGGCCAGUGACGCCUGCUCAGUGGACUAAACUCUCUUGUGCCAUGUAGACAUUGUAACCCGGAUAAACUUCUUAUCUUGUAGCUAAUGAAUGCAAAAGAGACUAUUAUUUACUUUAGGAAUGAAGCAAUGUUGUGAUGCUCGACUGCCACAUUUUCUGCAUAUGAUUUCUGUUCAGUUUGUUUGGAUUGAAAAGUAAAAUGUACAUGUGCAUUUACUACUGCUAAAUAUUGUGUAACCACUAACACUGAUUAGGUGUGGAUAAUGUAAUGUCUCUUUUUUUUGACAAAUGAUGUCAAGUCAAGCAAAGGAACUAAAGAAAUCACAGAAUCAGUGACUUUUCGUGCACUAUUGAGAUGAACUAAGGGGGGAAAACAUAUCAAAAUCUGCCAAAUCUGACACUUUGUUAUCUUGAUACUUCUCCAUAGCUUUUUCUUUUGUUUGUUUUAUUCUUUUUGUAUUUAUGUAAUCUGGCUUGUCUGGAAAACUUUUAUUCAGUCUGUGCUCUUGGUUUUAGCCUGUGAGAAUUAAUUUGAGUUUAUUUUUGUUCUUGAUAAAACUGACAAUCAGUAGUGUGAUACAUACAGGCUUCAUAUUUGGUUGCUUAGUCCCAUAUAGAAUUACUUUAUUUGAAGAAAAAAAUCAGCAACUGUUGCAGAUGAUGCCAGUGUAAUUACAAUCACUAUAGACAUUUUAUGCAACGUUAACAACUACAUCCAUCUAAAUUUUAACUCUAUUAAGUGGCAUUAGCCGGACAUAAAUAUAUAUUUUAAUUUUUAAGUUUUUAAAGUCAGGUUAUGUAGCAUAUCUUCCAACCCAACUAUUUCAGGUUGUCAAGUUGUCUGUGUGCACUUUUCCAGCUAUAUUCUAACAAAUGUGGUGAAACUAACAAUGCUGUUUGUGCUAUUUAGUAAAUAUUAUACAUAAUAUCAAGUGCCAUAUAGGACUCUUAUGGAGAAGCCUAUUAUCCUAAUAUUUAUGCAAUGCUACCAAGGCAAGAUGUAAGUUUCCCUGUACUGCAUGGUUGUGGCUGAGACUGAUAAACUCACAUAUUUGGUAUAUGCUCCAUCUGUAGAGUGUGAUGUAGAAAGCAUAAUCUCCCGAGUGUCCGGCAUCUGUUUAUGAUAUGAUACAUAUGGUACAUAUGGUAUGGUCAGCUCUUACUGCCUUUCUCUUGGGGAGACAGCAUUUGGCUCAUCCCUGCUCUGAGUGCAACAACAGGUAGUCCGGAUUGGGCAUUGUCAUGUGAUAUGCACUAUUCUCAUGCUAUCAUGUCUGCUAUUGGACAAACCACCUUUAAGACCAUACUAGUGAUUUCACAUGUCGAAGCCUACUGCCAAACUGCAAGUGUUGAUUGAAUUUUGCCAUUGAUAGACUAAACCAGUAGAUGGAAUCAAGGAGACUUCAAAGAUCCAUACAGUUUGAAAACAGCCAUAUAAAGAAAGUAAUGACCUAUUUUGUCUCCAACAGUGCUUUCAUUGAUCUACCAAAUAAUGCAAUAUUAUGUGUCAUUGAUAACGUGCAAAGCAAAUUGCCCCCAAAAACCUAAAAAGUAUCUCAUGACAUUGAUUGCAAUGUAAGCAUCAAUAAAAAAGCACACACUGUACAUUGUAGUGGUAACCUCCAAACUCAGAGAAUGUUAACAUGUCAAAUCCUGGUAUGGUCCACUAUUUAAGAGUGCAUGGGUGUUUAGGGUAUUAAUGGACAAAAAAGCUACGCUGUUUAUAUUGAUACUCAGAUACUCAGUGGCUAUGCUAAGAAAACCUUGGUGAGCAUGUACUGUUCUGCUGGUAAGUACUCCAAUCGGAUGCUGUCGCCUCAGGAAUAACCUCCUUCUCAGUGUGAUUUGACGUGUUUUUGAUUCUGUUGGUGCUCUGUUUUGACUGUGUGGAUUUGCCUUUUAUUUAUGGAAUCUUGGAGAUUGCUUAAUGCGUGUUUACUUUGUGUCUGUUACCUUUGAUUGGCAGGCAUGUCAGUCACUUUCUCUGCCUUGAUAUUUGAAGGCAGGCUCUGUAUGAAGGCUUAGACAAAUUACUCCCCGUGGGCCUUUUUGUCGGUCUCCCUGAUUGUGCUUUAAUAGUCUUGUAAAAAAUUUGUACGAAAUGAUGUUGUUCUUACAAAAAAGAGAAAAAGUACAAUGUUUAUAAUCCUGGGAGGGAAAUGUGUUGUGAGACGAGAUAUAUUCAGAAUAAAGUUUAUGAUUAUUA